Ctenocephalides felis (cat flea) is the source of this 1740-nucleotide messenger RNA. RefSeq lists its product as uncharacterized. The transcript has 10 exons. Bases 236 to 1639 code for a protein of 467 amino acids. Lineage: Eukaryota; Metazoa; Arthropoda; Insecta; Siphonaptera; Pulicidae. The record is from RefSeq and is a predicted model, not a curated record.
AAGAAAAUUAAAAUGCAAUUUAUUGAAUACAAAUUUUAUAGUUCUAUUUUUUUAGUGUACGUUAUAUCUUGGAUAUGAAAUUUAGAAAUUAUUUGAUUGACAAUUUUAACACUGACUAAACAUAAAUCAUUCAAAACAAUCAGUUAUUCAAAGUGCCAGUUGUGUCAAUAAUUCUAGCAAAUUUGUGAGCCAAUAUAUUCAACUUUAUUGGCAAUAUAUUUCAUAAAGUAUAAAUAUGGUCGAUUUGUGCGAAACUAGUGAUAAUUUUGAGCCUGGUGAUCAAAUGAAGUAUGUAAUAGAAGAAGAUCUGAGUCAAGUUAUUAAAAAAGUACAACGAAAUCGACAAAGGAAGUCAGAACUUCGUAUUUGGGAAGAUUUCCAUGAAAGCGAAGUCUUCAAUGCAGAAAAUCUAUUUAAAGAUCAUGCGCACUGGCCUGAUUGUUCAAAAUCUAGCUAUUGCCCUAAUAUACUUCUGCAAGAAAAUAUAAAGAACACAUGCUCAAAAUUCCUGGAAAUUUCGUUGGACGAAUCUAAUGAAGUAAAUAGACCAAGUAUCGUCGAAAUAGACUCAGAAAGUCUACCAGAUAUUAGAAUAGGAGAAACGAGGUUACUCAAAAAGCAAAAAUCAAUACGACCAAAAUCAUCACCAGUUAAAACUGAUUUUAAAAUAAAUUCAAAAUAUUUUGUACCUGAAAUCAAUCUUGAAAGUCUGAAUGAAGAACUCAAUUCUGAAUACUUCGAUAGCAUAACUGAAUUGGACGAAGAUAUCAGCAAUAAUUCAGAUUUAUUCAAAAAUUGUCAUAUAGAUCGUGAUAAAAUUUUGGAAAAAUCACGACGAUUAAGCUUUAGCACAGAACAAAUACUCCAAGAGUUAUAUGAAAACGAAUCAGACGACAUUGAAUCAUUCCAUGAUUUUCAUUCAUUCAAAAUGUCUAUUAACACAGAUUUGCGCAAUAAUUCUUCAAUAACUAAUGAGAUUGAUAAUGGAAAAAAGAUACUUAGUUUGAACGAUUACAUAAUUGCUGACCCAUUUUUUAAGGAUAAAAUUGACAAAAGUCGAUUCAAAAUUGCGGAAGCUCUCGAUGAAUUGAAGACGAUAUCGCCUAAGAGAUAUUUAGAUGCUGAUUCACCAGAAGAACUGCUGAAAUCACAAAAACGAGACAUAGAAUUUUAUUCAAGAUUUUCUAGAAAUUAUGUUUAUGAUUUUCAGAGACAGAUUAUUAAGUUAGGAAAAUUGUUUACCGCCGCCAGGAAAACAGAAGUUUUAACUAACGAAACUUGCCAAAAGUUGCUCGUGGCUCACCAAAUUGUUUUAAGGGGACUUCAGGCUUACUGCAAACACGCCCAAACAUCUCUUAUAGACGAAAUACCGGAAAAAAUACACGAAUUUAUAAACGAUUUUAUGAAAUUAUCCGAAAUGUGCAUUGAACAUGGCAUUUUAAUUGAAGACGAACUGAGGGAAAGUUGUAUUAGAAUAAUGGAAGGACCACUUAAGGAAGAAAUAGAUAAACUCAAAUUGAAAACUGCAAAAAAUAGAAGAAAUAUUAUUAAAGAUUUUCGCAGCUCGCAAACAGCAAGAAUCUACACAAGCGUCCACGAUUCACCUUAUGCCAAUAAACCAUGUUUUAAGAAAAAGUAAGAAUGCCAGUUUUAGUGCAAGGUUAAAAGACGACUGGGUUAACAUUCAGUUCGGGUUUGGGUUUCCCUCAGAAGCGCUUAAAAGCUGCAAGAUAUUUCCAG